Messenger RNA from Drosophila nasuta, 4184 nucleotides. It is a transcript of the gene Polr2B, whose product is annotated as RNA polymerase II subunit RpII140. Bases 159 to 3689 code for a protein of 1176 amino acids. The transcript is spliced from 4 exons. Gene Ontology annotation, biological process: DNA-templated transcription. Lineage: Eukaryota; Metazoa; Arthropoda; Insecta; Diptera; Drosophilidae. The record is from RefSeq and is a predicted model, not a curated record. Gene Ontology annotation, molecular function: ribonucleoside binding; DNA binding; DNA-directed RNA polymerase activity.
UGUUUGUUAUUGCACAUCACCAACGAAAACGCCGCAACGUUUUGGUGCGGAAUUUUUUUGUGUGGCAAUUUCAUAAGUUUUGUAUUUAUAUUAAUAAUUAUACGAGAAAGCUUAUUGUUGUUGAACGCACAAAGUGCACUUGCAGCUACUAAAGCAACAUGAUGUACGACAAUGAGGAAGAGAUGUACGAGGAGGAGAAUGCGGAGGAAAUCUCGCACGAGUUGUGGCAGGAAGCCUGUUGGAUUGUGAUUAACGCAUACUUCGACGAGAAGGGUUUGGUGCGUCAGCAGCUCGACAGUUUCGACGAGUUCAUCCAAAUGUCUGUGCAACGCAUUGUGGAGGAUUCCCCAGCCAUUGAGCUACAGGCUGAGGCACAGCACACAUCGGGCGAGGUGGAGACGCCGCCGCGUUUCUCGCUGAAAUUCGAACAGAUUUACCUCUCGAAGCCAACGCAUUGGGAAAAGGAUGGUUCACCAAGUCCCAUGAUGCCAAACGAGGCGCGUUUGAGGAAUUUAACUUAUUCGGCUCCGCUUUAUGUGGACAUUACAAAGACAAAGAAUGUAGAAGGCCAGGAUCCCGUGGAGACGCAACAUCAAAAAACCUUCAUUGGCAAAAUCCCAAUUAUGUUGCGAUCCACUUAUUGUCUGCUUUCCCAAUUGACAGAUCGUGAUUUGACUGAGUUAAACGAGUGUCCACUUGACCCAGGUGGCUAUUUCAUUAUUAACGGCUCAGAGAAAGUGCUUAUCGCUCAGGAAAAGAUGGCAACGAACACAGUGUAUGUGUUUAGCAUGAAGGAUGGCAAAUAUGCCUUCAAAACAGAGAUCCGUUCGUGUUUGGAGCACAGUUCGCGUCCCACUUCGACGCUCUGGGUAAACAUGAUGGCACGUGGCUCGCAGAACAUCAAGAAGUCAGCAAUUGGUCAACGCAUCAUUGCCAUUCUGCCUUACAUCAAACAGGAGAUACCCAUCAUGAUUGUUUUCCGUGCUUUGGGUUUCGUGGCCGAUCGCGAUAUUCUGGAACACAUUAUCUACGAUUUUGACGAUCCCGAAAUGAUGGAGAUGGUGAAGCCCUCACUCGAUGAGGCUUUCGUUGUGCAAGAACAGAAUGUAGCCCUCAAUUUCAUUGGCGCUCGCGGUGCACGUCCUGGCGUCACCAAGGACAAGCGUAUCAAGUAUGCCAAGGAAAUUCUUCAAAAGGAAAUGUUACCCCACGUUGGCGUCUCUGAUUUCUGUGAGACCAAGAAAGCCUAUUUCCUGGGCUACAUGGUGCAUCGUCUGCUGCUGGCUUCGUUGGGUCGUCGAGAACUUGACGAUCGUGAUCACUACGGAAACAAGCGUCUGGAUCUCGCUGGACCGCUGUUGGCUUUCCUCUUCCGUGGUCUCUUCAAGAACCUGAUGAAGGAGGUGCGCAUGUACACACAAAAGUUCAUUGAUCGCGGCAAGGACUUUAAUCUGGAGCUGGCCAUCAAGACAAACAUCAUUACUGAUGGUUUGCGUUACUCUUUAGCCACAGGCAACUGGGGUGAUCAGAAGAAGGCGCAUCAGGCGCGUGCUGGCGUCUCUCAGGUGUUGAAUCGUCUCACUUUCGCCUCGACUUUGUCACAUUUGCGUCGCGUCAACUCGCCCAUUGGACGCGAUGGUAAACUGGCCAAACCUCGUCAGUUGCACAACACUUUGUGGGGCAUGUUGUGUCCCGCUGAGACUCCCGAGGGCGCUGCUGUCGGCUUGGUCAAGAAUCUGGCUCUGAUGGCUUACAUUUCUGUGGGUUCGCAGCCGUCGCCCAUUCUAGAGUUCUUGGAGGAGUGGUCCAUGGAGAAUCUGGAGGAAAUUGCACCCUCUGCCAUUGCGGAUGCCACCAAGAUCUUUGUGAAUGGUUGCUGGGUAGGCAUUCAUCGUGACCCGGAGCAGCUGAUGGCCACAUUGCGUAAACUGCGUCGCCAGAUGGAUAUCAUUGUGUCGGAGGUGUCGAUGAUUCGCGAUAUUCGUGAUCGUGAGAUCAGAAUUUACACAGAUGCAGGACGUAUUUGCAGACCUCUGCUCAUCGUGGAGAAUGGCACGCUGCUGUUGAAGAAGACACAUGUGGAAAUGUUAAAGGAGCGUGACUAUAACAACUACAGCUGGCAAGUGCUGGUUGCGUCUGGCGUGGUUGAGUACAUCGAUACGCUGGAAGAGGAGACGGUUAUGAUUGCCAUGUCGCCGUACGAUCUUAAACAAGACAAGGACUAUGCUUAUUGUACCACUUACACGCAUUGCGAGAUUCAUCCGGCCAUGAUAUUAGGUGUAUGUGCCUCCAUUAUACCUUUCCCCGAUCACAAUCAGAGUCCGCGUAAUACCUAUCAAAGUGCUAUGGGUAAACAAGCUAUGGGUGUCUACAUCACCAACUUCCAUGUGCGGAUGGACACCUUGGCCCACGUGUUGUACUAUCCCAUGAAACCACUCGUCACCACACGCUCCAUGGAGUAUCUGCGUUUCAGAGAGUUGCCCGCUGGCAUCAACUCGAUUGUGGCCAUUUUGUGCUACACUGGCUACAACCAGGAGGAUUCUGUUAUUCUGAAUGCUUCGGCUGUGGAGCGUGGCUUCUUCCGUUCGGUGUUCUACCGUUCGUACAAGGAUUCGGAGAACAAGCGUAUUGGCGAUCAGGAGGAGAACUUUGAGAAGCCGCACCGUGGCACUUGCCAAGGCAUGCGAAAUGCUCACUACGACAAACUGGACGACGAUGGCAUCAUUGCACCCGGCAUUCGUGUCUCUGGCGAUGAUGUCGUCAUUGGCAAGACAAUUACGUUGCCCGAGAACGAGGAUGAACUGGACAGCAACACAAAGCGCUUUGCCAAGCGAGAUGCAUCCACAUUCUUGCGUAACUCCGAAACUGGUAUUGUGGAUCAAGUGAUGCUGACUCUCAACAGCGAGGGCUACAAGUUCUGCAAGAUUCGUGUGCGCUCUGUGCGCAUCCCACAGAUUGGCGACAAGUUUGCCUCGCGUCACGGACAGAAGGGAACAUGUGGUAUUCAGUAUCGACAGGAGGACAUGGCAUUCACCUGCGAGGGUUUGGCACCCGAUAUUAUCAUCAAUCCUCACGCUAUUCCAUCUCGUAUGACAAUUGGCCAUUUAAUUGAGUGUCUGCAGGGCAAGCUGGGCUCCAACAAGGGCGAAAUUGGUGAUGCCACGCCCUUCAACGAUGCUGUGAACGUGCAGAAGAUUUCCACGUUCCUGCAGGAGUACGGCUACCAUUUGCGUGGCAAUGAGGUCAUGUAUAACGGUCACACAGGACGCAAAAUCAAUGCUCAGGUGUUCCUUGGCCCCACUUACUAUCAGCGUCUCAAGCACAUGGUGGACGACAAGAUCCAUUCGCGUGCCCGUGGUCCUGUGCAGAUUCUUGUGCGUCAGCCUAUGGAGGGCAGAGCUCGUGAUGGCGGCCUGCGUUUCGGUGAGAUGGAACGUGAUUGUCAAAUCUCUCACGGUGCAGCACAAUUUCUGCGUGAACGUCUCUUCGAGGUGUCGGAUCCGUAUCGUGUGCACAUCUGCAACUUUUGUGGUCUGAUUGCCAUUGCCAAUUUGCGCAACAAUACGUUCGAGUGCAAGGGCUGCAAGAAUAAGACACAAAUAUCGCAGGUUCGUCUGCCGUAUGCGGCCAAAUUGCUGUUCCAGGAGCUCAUGUCGAUGAACAUUGCACCACGACUGAUGGUCAACUAAAUCUUAUUACUUAUCACCUACAUUGUAAGCAUCAAUUUUGGGCGCUGACUGUGCUGUCCUAUUUACCAAGUAAUUAAUUAAAUUUACAUAAUUGUGACAACCUCAUUGCGGCAUCUCUACUUCAUAAAGCCCUUUGUGCGACGUCUCCAUUGUCUUCUAAGCUCCCCCGUGGCUCAAAGUGGAGCAAAUGCCUGUGCGGAAUUUUAAAUGGCAAUCCGAAAAAUGUGGGCGAAAGUCGACUCUCGGUCUGCAGUGGAUGCUUUUGUGUGAUUUUUCAGAAAGCCGCAGUGACGCAGUGAUUGCAAAAAUAUAUAACAAAUUCCCCAGAUUUUCUGCGCUUAACCCGAUUCCAGAGAAGAUUUAUUAAAAAUUAACCCAUUAGACAUCUCAAUGAGGUGAAUCACUAAUAGAAAUAUUGAUGUAAAGUCCCCUUGGGGUAUAUUUUUGUGUUUAAAUAUGUAAUUAAAGUAAAGCACAUACGCCACGCUCAUGUUA